AUGACUAGUUUGGAUGAUAGUAUCAUAUCUCAACAGAACAUGAUGCUUUUGGAUAACGUAACAAAUUAUAAGAAAACUUCACUAGAUUACUUCCACUAUAGUUUUAAUGAAGAUUCGAUGGAGCUACCUUUAAGUUGGUCCCUUUUAUUGAAGAUGAGAAAACAUAAAUUAUUACGUUUACCAAGUUGUUCAAUAGAAGAUGAUUCUGACUACAUGAUUUAUAUUGAAAGGUUGCAUCAUAUACUUUGGAGGCGUUGGUCUUCAAAGUUAUUUCAUUUAGAUGAUCUAAAAUUAGAUCCAUUAGAAAUUAAUUGGAAAAAGGAAACUGAUGUUACCGUAUUAUAUGGUCCAGAUCUAAUUUGUCACGAUGAAAUUUCAUGUCCUCUUUACGAUAUUCAAUAUAAUUAUAAACAAUCAACUGCAAAACAGGAUGUGCCUUUCAUGGAUACUGAUGAAUCAGAUUUCAAUUACUCUUCAUCGGUAGAUUCUAGUACUUCUUCAAUAUUCGAUAAUAGUAAUAGUAAUACAUCACCACCAAAGAUUAAAAAAUGUUUAAAAUUUAAUGAUAGAGUCGACAGAAGAGACAUUAAUCUAUAUGGCGAAUUCAUCGAGUCAAGUAUAAAAAUUAAUGAUAGGAAACAUAGACAUCAUAGGCACCGCCAUCAAAGGCAUUCUUCCUCAAAUCAAGAUAAAUCUGCUCAUAUUCUUACUGAUGAUGAAAUUAAUAAAUUAAGAAAUGGUAACAAUUACGUACUCUUGAAAUAA
This is a messenger RNA of Kazachstania africana CBS 2517, 765 nucleotides long. RefSeq lists its product as uncharacterized. The record is from RefSeq and is a predicted model, not a curated record. Gene Ontology annotation, biological process: protein catabolic process in the vacuole; cellular response to glucose starvation. The transcript has a single exon. Bases 1 to 765 code for a protein of 254 amino acids. Lineage: Eukaryota; Fungi; Ascomycota; Saccharomycetes; Saccharomycetales; Saccharomycetaceae.